AUGAGCACCUCAACUUCGAACCACCUCAACCCCAACGCCUACGCCUUCUCCCCCGAGACCGUUCAAUACCGCCUACAACUCUCCUACCUCCUCGCCCCCCUCUCCAAAGGCCAAUUCGCAACCCAACCCCAUUUGAUCGAUUCCCAAACAAUCACUACCACCCCAGACUCUUCGAACACGAAACUCACAUGUCCAGCUUGUCAAGCGACUUUGAUCGUAGGCGUUAAUGCGACCGUUAGAACUCAUCGGAACGGGUUGUGGCGGAGGUGUUUGGGAUGUAGGAGGGUUUCGAAGGAAGAGGGAGGGGAGGGGAAGGGGAGGGGUAAGGAAAGGUUUCGGAGUGUUAAGCAGAGGCAUAAGAUGGAGAAAGCAGCGGUCUUGGAAUCGGGAUCGGGAUCGCAGAAUGGUACCAAGUCGAUCGAAGGCACGAGUUCUCGCAAGCUCACGAAGGCCGUAUCGGACUUGGCCAGGACGAGGGUCCCGGGUGAUGCGAUGCAAGGCCUCGAAUCUACUACAGCAACCAGUCAAACUGGCCUUUCGAGAGCCGUACCAAUCUCUGCGCCCUCCUCGGUCCCUUCUCCCACCCCUUCCAAACCAAACUUCACUUCCAAACCCGUCGCACUCAACUCCGAACCUCGAGUAAGACCAUCAUCCCAUACCAAAUCCACCACCACCACUCACCAAAAUCAAGUCAAAAGCACCAACAAACGAUCCAAGACGACCACCAGUGGUCUAGCCGAACUAUUGGCCGCGAAGAAACUCGAACGCGAAAGGGCGAACCAAGCGGGCGGAACAAGUGGCGGGAUGGGCUUGCAACAGUUUUUACAGUCCAUCUGA
Messenger RNA from Microbotryum saponariae, 837 nucleotides. The record is from the annotation of a GenBank genome assembly. Lineage: Eukaryota; Fungi; Basidiomycota; Microbotryomycetes; Microbotryales; Microbotryaceae.